AAGAUUUUGACAUUUGUGAACGUAAAUACGCACGAUUGAAAAGGAAGCUUUAGAAUUCUUGAUCAAGCAGGAAAGCAAUUUUGGUUUUGUGAAAACGACGGAAGCGAAGACCAGAGGAAUUCGACCUUCAAAUCUCUGAUCAAAGUCUUCUUCUCUAUUCCUUUCGAUCUCCAAAUCGAUCCUCUGUCAAAAUUUUCAGAAUUCGAUUUCAAUUGCCACGAUUUCCGGUGGCGAUUUUAUCGCCUAAAAUCAUUCCCUAGAUUUCCGUGUAGAGCAACGUCCGUAGAGUCAAUGCAUAUUCCCAAAUUGACACUAGAAAUAUUGGAGUGGAGUCAAGAAUUUUGCCGUUGAAGACAAGGGUUCGGAGUAUCUUCCAUCCAGUUUGAAGAUCUACCGUCGGGAUUUCCUUCGGAAUUGAUUCUUCAGGCGGGAAGAGGAGGAGGAGAAGACGAAGAAGAGUUCGAUUUAGAAUCAAUGACCAGCUCGAUUGAGAAAUGCAUCGAUGAGAGUAAAACCCUAAUUCUCGUGGGGUUCCAGGAAAAUAAGCACAAGAUUUUUAGGUGGGUUGGUACCGUUUCGAUUUGGGGUUGCUUUUGAUCCAGGAGGAGGAGUGAUCUUGUUUCUCUUUGGAGGGUUUCGGAUGAGAAAUGGAGGAGAGUGGAACUGCGUUGCACACUGCUAUUAACGCUGUACAGGCACUUGGUAGAGGGUUUGAUGUAAAUUUUGAUACAAGGUUACUCUAUUGUAAAGGCGUAGCUGGUUCUACCAUUGUAGAGGUUGACGAUGAACACACUAGGGAUAUCUGUUUGUAUGAUGAUGUAGUUUUGCUCAAUGUUUCCUGGGAUAUCAAGAACUCCCAGCAGCCUAUUGGGCAUCGAUCUUCUGGAAUUUGUAGUUUCGAUGAGAUGGUAGAUUACUUUAAUCAAAAGGAUGGUCUUUCUGAAGGUUAUCCAUCUGGUAGUUUUAAUACUGCAUUCGGCUUCACUGGUUCAAAGCAGAUUGAUGCUGAUGCAGCAAAGAACCUUUCCACGGAUGGAUUUUAUAUUCCACUUGCAAAAUUUCAGUUGACGAGUACCUCAUUAUUGUUGCACGAAAAUGUCAAGCGGUCUGUUCCAACUUCUUGGGAUCCACCCGCCUUGGCAAGCUUUAUUGAGAAUUUUGGGACACAUGUAAUCACAUCUAUAACUAUUGGUGGAAAGGAUGUGAUAUAUGUUAAACAACACCAGUCUUCUCCUUUAUCAACCAUGGAGGUAAAGAGAUAUGUACAGGACAUUGCAAACCAGAGGUUUUCUGAUACACAAGGUCAAGCGGGUUCCGGAAGUAGAAAACUUAAGGAAAAGGGCCUCGAUGGAGGACUAUUCAACAACCAAGGGGUAUAUCCUCAGCCUACCUCUGCUCCGUAUCCCUCUGGUAAAGAAGAUGUCACGGUCAUAUUCCGGAGGAGAGGAGGAGAUGACUUAGAACAAAACCAUGUCAAGUGGGCAAAAACAGUUAGGUCCUCCCCAGACGUAAUUGAGAUGACUUUUUACCCGAUAACUUCUCUCCUUGACGGUGUAGCUGGAAAGGAGCAUUUAACUCGAGCUAUUCUUCUCUAUCUUGAAUAUAAACCUCCAUUAGAAGAACUUAGAUAUUUCCUGGAGUUUCAGAUUCCUCGGGUAUGGGCUCCUGUGCGUGACACGAUUCCUGGCCAUCAAAGGAAAGAACCGGUAUGCCCGUCUUUGCAAUUCAGCAUAAUGGGGCAGAAACUAUAUGUCAGCAUUGAACAGAUACUGAUAGGACGUAAGCCAGUGACGGGUAUGUGUUUGUCUCUCGAAGGGGGCAAGCAGAAUCGGUUGAGUAUCCAUCUUAAACACCUAGCUACUCUUCCAAAAAUCCUGCAGCCAUACUGGGACACUCACAUUGCAAUCGGUGCUCCCAAGUGGCAGGGGCCAGAGGAACAAGAUAGCCGAUGGUUCGAGCCAGUAAAGUGGAAGAACUUUUCGCACGUGAGCACCGCACCUAUCGAAAACCCCGAAACCUUCAUGGGCGAGUUAUCUGGUGUUUACAUAGUCACUGGAGCUCAGCUUGGAGUCUGGGGUUUCGGAUCAAGAAACGUUUUGUACAUGAAACUUCUGUAUUCUAGACUGCCAGGGUGUACGAUACGACGAACAUUAUGGGAUCAUUUGCCAAACGACAAGUCGAAAAAACUAGUGUCGUCCAGUGAUAAUAGUAAUUAUGCUGCUGAUGAUUCGAGUUCAGGUUCGAAAAACACACAAGGCAACAAGCUUGCGAAGUUGGUCGACACGACGGAGAUGAGCAAGGGGCCUCAAGAUUCUCCAGGUCACUGGUUGGUUACAGGUGCGAAACUAGGCGUGGAAAAGAGUAGAAUUGUGUUGAGAGUAAAGUACUCGUUGCUCAACUAUUGAGAGCAGGUAUGAUAUUAUUUCCCUAUAAUGAUAAUGGUAGGUAGAAGGAAGUAGUAUAUCUGAAGAUUAACUGAGUUCAUCAAACUCGUAAAAAGAAUUGUUGCAGUUUGAUGAACAUAAUCAAGUGGUAGACUAGUUUUGAAUUUAAAUUUAUGAAUCCCUACUGCCAACUGGUGCCAAAGUUAUAUAUAAUUAAAAAAACAAAA
Cucurbita maxima (winter squash) is the source of this 2611-nucleotide messenger RNA. Its product is annotated as MACPF domain-containing protein CAD1-like. NCBI's taxonomy places the organism in Eukaryota, Viridiplantae, Streptophyta, Magnoliopsida, Cucurbitales, Cucurbitaceae. Gene Ontology annotation, biological process: regulation of salicylic acid mediated signaling pathway; plant-type hypersensitive response. The coding region runs from base 648 to 2405 and encodes 585 amino acids. The transcript has 7 exons. Gene Ontology annotation, cellular component: plasma membrane. The record is from RefSeq and is a predicted model, not a curated record.